This is a messenger RNA of Periophthalmus magnuspinnatus, 2085 nucleotides long. RefSeq names its product tumor necrosis factor alpha-induced protein 2-like. Gene Ontology annotation, cellular component: exocyst. The transcript has 14 exons. Gene Ontology annotation, molecular function: SNARE binding. The record is from RefSeq and is a predicted model, not a curated record. Gene Ontology annotation, biological process: exocyst localization; exocytosis. The coding region runs from base 1 to 2085 and encodes 694 amino acids. NCBI's taxonomy places the organism in Eukaryota, Metazoa, Chordata, Actinopteri, Gobiiformes, Gobiidae.
AUGGAGAUUUGUAGAGAAUUUGUGAAAAAAAUCAACGUGUGCAAAGUUCAUGCAGAGGAAGUCCUGCCUUUAGAGCAACUUUGCAAGGAGGUGAUGCAGAGGGAAGAGAAGAUGAUGACCGAGGGGGGGCUAUCUGAAGAAGACCAAACCCAACUGCACCAAGACCUGGACAAACUCUGGACCCAGAUCCGAGAUGAGGUCCAGAAAACCUUUAGUCCGGACUUUGACGGAGCGGGUCUGCGAGCGGCAGUGCUCUGUAUUCUUCAGCAGGAGGAGAUGGACCGGCGCUGGACCGGACAGAGCAUAGGUCAGAGCUCUGGUCUGGGCUCUAGUCUGGGUUCUGGUUUGGACUCUGGUCUAGAUUCUGGUCUAGUCCCAGGUCCAGUCCCGGUGUGGCGCCCGAAUGGGACUCUGCUGGACCACGAUGAGCUGCUGUGGGGCAUGGUCCAGGAACGGCUCUCACAUCGCCCUCUACAGAAUGGAGCAGGAGACCAGUCUAAAGUUGAAAGUGCAUCUACUGAAUCUGAGGAGGCUUUAAACCAGGACACUGCAGAUGUCACUGAGGAGGUCGGUCGUCUGGCUGCUCAGAUGAGACAGGACUUGUUGUACAUCCAGAAGACGGUGUCUCCUUGUUACCCAGACAACAUGGACAUUUUAAACAAGUACCUGCUCCUGUACCACCACUGCUUCUCUUCGCACCUCCAGCAGCUCGCUAAUGCCAGUCUGAACAGCAGUUCCCGCUACUGUCUGCUCAUUUGGGCUAAUCACAGAUACCCCAGAGACAUGAUAGACCCAGAGCUGGAGGGUAAGGUGGACCCUGGAUCUCUGGGUCCUCUGCUGCCCUCAGACCUGCUGCUGAAGCUACAGGAGCAGUACCUGAACGACACACAGGGCACUACACAGGAGUGGCUGCAGAAGGUGCUGAAGAUAGAGACGGAGUCAUGGGUGAACCAGUCCAAUGUGAAGCCGGACAGUCCUCACUGUUACAGCUUUCUGGCAGCAGAUGUGAUACAGUCAAGUCGACGUAAAAGAGCAUUCGCUCCAAGAGCAGUGCUUGGGCCGGUGCAAACAGUGGCAUUCUGGACUGGAGUAAACAGCCAGUCUGAGAGUGCUUCAAACAGUGGUCAGAGCGGCUCCACUCUCACUCUGGAGCAGCUCUACUUGCACUCUGGAGCAGAACAAAUAUUAGACUCCUCCCUGCUGAAGGUGAGUUGUGUUGGGCCAGAGCAGAGGCAGAUGGUCACUGCUCACCUGGACGACUUCCUCUACAGAUAUGUUCAAGCAGUGGAGGAGUUUGUCACAGGAAAUCACAGCACCACCGCAUCAGUGUUAAAAGCUCAGCUCACGUGUGAGGAACAGUUCAGGGAGUUUGUGUUGAAACAGGAACUGGACGAGCAAAGGAGGCAGAGCUGCUUGAAGUCACUCAAUGCACUGAGGGAUUGUGGGUACUGUAGUCUCACUAGUGGAAUCCGCAGCAAACUCAAGGAGCAGAUCUCUGGGCUGUGGACUGCCCAGUGGCUGGACGGCUCUCUUCCUCUGGUAGACUCUCUGUUGGACUUUCUAGAUCAGAAACUGGAACUCCUGACAGAUCUCAAACCCAGCUGUACUCAGUGGGUGCUGGGGCGCCUCCAUCGGGAUGUGGCGCUGCGUUACUUUAAAAACCUUCUGAAGACAAAGAGGCGGAACCAGAAGGAACAGGUGGGCGGGGCCAACAGAAUGAAGGACGAUGUCACCAAAAUGGACGCCUUCUUCACUCAACAGGGCAGUGGCUCUCAGUGGGUCUCUCAGCUCCUCCUUCAAGUGGCUGAGGUCCUCAGGCUUCAGGACCCAGACUCAGUCCAACUGGAGCUGCUGUCUCUGAUCCAGCUCUGCCCCGACCUCAGCUCCGAUCACAUCUCUCACCUGCUCCUGGUAAAAUCUGGUCUCUCUGUGCACUCAAUUCGUUCCAUUAAACGCAGUGUUAAAGAAAACCGCCCCCUGGAGCUCUCAGCCAAUCAGAGUUGUCAAUUCUUCUCCCAUCUCAAAGUCAAAUGGAUCCAAAAAAAAAAGAGACAACUCGAACUCUCUAAAUGUGCACAAUUUUAA